Lactuca saligna is the source of this 1224-nucleotide messenger RNA. NCBI's taxonomy places the organism in Eukaryota, Viridiplantae, Streptophyta, Magnoliopsida, Asterales, Asteraceae. The record is from the annotation of a GenBank genome assembly.
AUGGGUGACACUAUUUCACAAGAGAAAAAUAAAAGGAGGGUUGUCACUUGUGCUAAAGAGGAUAUAAUCAGUAACUUGCCUGAACACUUAAUAGACUCAAUCUUAGAGCGGGUCCCACUUGAAGAAGCUGCAAGGACAAGCAUUUUAUCAAAAAAUUGGAGGUACAGAUGGACCAAAAUGGGGGCACUGGCUUUUGAUGAGCAGUUCUUCAAAAAAUAUGCAAAAAAUGGAGCUUUUGGUCGUAAUGGGUUUAUAAGGAUCAUAAACAAAGUCUUGAUCCUUCAUAAUGGUCCUAUCUCAAAAUUUCUUCUCCAUAUACCAAAUAUGAAUAUGUUUCUUGAUUGCUUCGAAGAAGUCGAUCAAUGGAUGCUACUCUUAUCAAGAAACAGAGUCAAGGAACUCAUUCUUACUAAUUCAAAUCAACGUUAUCAACUUCCUUCUUAUGUGUUUUCUUGUCUAGAAUUGACAAAGUUGAAAAUGAAAAACUGUUUCUUUAAGCCACCACUUAAUUUUGAAGGAUUUCUCAAUCUUAAAGAUCUUAAUCUCCGAUGUAUUGACUUUGGGGCUAGCUUGUGUGGAACUCAGAUCAACUUACCACAACUUAAGAAGUUGUCUCUGCAUAAGUGCACAAAUGUUUACAAUUUCAACAUUAAGGCUACAAAAUUGGAAAAAUUGACUGUCAUUGCUUGCCCUGAUACUAUAUUGACCACAAUGUUAAGUAACAUGACCAAAAUUAAAUGUUUUUUCGUCGAUGCUCAGUUUCUCAAGAUUUUUACUGCAGAAAAUAUUCCAAAGUGGGUUCCACAACCGAUUAAUAGCUUAACGAGGUUGUGGUUCCAAAAAUUUCAACUUGGUGACUUGCAUCAACUUAAUGGUGCUCUUUGUUUGCUUCGGAACUCACCAAAUCUAAAGACACUAGGGAUGCACUUGGAAAUGAAAAAUGGAGAUAACGUAGGACCCGCUUCAAGUAUUUUGGAAUCUCCAAACUGCUUGGAUAUAUCGAAUCGAUUGCAAACUGUGAAGAUAGAAUGUUUACAAGGAUCAAAACCCGAACUGCUUUUUGUAAAACUUCUUCUUGCUCAUUCCUCUUCUCUACGGAAGUUUACCAUCACACCAAGUCGAAGUCUUGAUGUUAAAAAAAUACUUGACAUCUCAAAGGAUGUUAUGCGGUUCUCUCGAGCAUCACCAAAAGCAGAAAUGAUCUACUUGAAUCCAAAGCCAUAA